Messenger RNA from Eriocheir sinensis (Chinese mitten crab), 669 nucleotides. RefSeq names its product locomotion-related protein Hikaru genki-like. Lineage: Eukaryota; Metazoa; Arthropoda; Malacostraca; Decapoda; Varunidae. The transcript has 3 exons. The record is from RefSeq and is a predicted model, not a curated record. Bases 16 to 669 code for a protein of 217 amino acids.
UCGUGAGCACAACACAUGGCCCUCAGGGCGUCGACACUGCCGAUUGAGUCACACGCCUGGUACACUUGUUGCCUCAGUGUCACGUCAGCAGCAGUAUGGGGCGGAGGCCGAUGCACAACUGCAGUACUGCUGGAGGAUGACAAAUCCGAUGCCCUCUCGGCUCCAGUCGGUGAUGGCAGCGGUGGGGCGGGUUUUAUCGUAAUACGUCAGACCGUCCUUGGCCAGCUGGCAUAUAGUGUCCUGGGCUUGGCGGAAUUUCUACUGAAGCUGGUCGUCCCAGUACACGUGUCUUCCGAAGUCCGGUGUCCCAACCUCACUACAACGCUGACUACUGCCUUAAGUGUGGUAGUGGAGGAUAGAGGCCGAGUGGAGGCUACAGCGGACUAUUCCUGCGAGAAGGGGAGGAGGAUAGUCGGGAAUAGUCAGCGGAAGUGUGGUAGUAAUGGUAUCUGGAGUGGCAGUCAACCGCGCUGUGAAUAUGUGACCUGCGACCUACCACAAGGCUUGGAUAAUGGUAGAAUAGUCCGACUCAACCAGACCCUGGAAUACGGUAGCCUGGUCGAAUAUCACUGUCUACCGGAACACAGGCUGGUCGGGGGAGCUUGGAGGUCAUGUGGCGAGCUGGGCGAGUGGUUGGGUGGAGAACCGAAGUGUGUGUUGGGUAAGUAG